AUGGUAAACUUUUGUCCAAAGAAGCCACUAAUUGCAAGGAGGACUGUUGUCAUUUAUUUAGUCUAUUGGAUGAUAUUUCUCUAUGUGAUCUAUUCUUUUAGCGCCGAUAACAAACCUCAAAGUUUUGAGGUUGAGUGCAUGAACUCUCAACUUGGGAUAGAAAUUUCAAAGCCAAACUUUUUAGACAAAGACUUAAGGACAAAAAAUCCUGAACAAAGCGAAAAUUCAAGAAAAGAAAAUGAGUCUAGCAACCAAAUAAGCAUGGAUGACCUCGUCAUACUAUGUAAAAAUCAAGAUAAAAAAGAUAAAAAAAUCUCCAACCUUUCUUCAAACUUAAUUAAAUGGCACAAUCCUCAAGACCUUAAUAUCACCCAAGCAUUUUUUGAGCGAAAUAUAGAUUUUUCUAGCCUCUCAAGCGAAUGUGUCCCAUUAAUAGAGGGAUAUACAUCUAAACAGGAAGCCUUAUUAUUUGGCUCAAAUGUGCAUUUUGAAAAAUGUAUAGCCAAAGACUUCCCUUUUAUUUUUUAUAAUGAGUCUAUUAAGUAAGAAUUAUUUAGAAAAGUUGAAAUGAACUGCACAGAUAAAAUCGCAAGGUACGCCCUUGGGAAUUCUCCAAAUGAAGAAAUAUUUGGACCUUUCAAGAGUGACCUUAUAUGAAAAAAUUAUUCUGAGCCUUUUGAAAUUGGAGACACAGAAUUUGUUUUCGGAAGCUGCGGGAGCAGUCACCAAGCAAUUCUUAUUAAUAAGAAAAAUGAAAAAGCAGCAGAAAGAGCUAUUAAAAAAACAAAACAGCUAAACUCCAUGAUGAAAAACGAUAAAUCACGUCCACUUUCUGUAUUUUUAAUUAUUGUUGAUUCUGUAUCUAGGCAGCACUUUUAUAGAAGUUUCCCUCAGACUAUUGAUUUUCUUAACAAAGAAAUUGUAGAGGGAAAAUAUAAAAACUACAUAGCAGGCUAUGAUUUUUCUGUAAAUAAUGCGAAUGGAGAAAACACAUAUCCCAAUAUGAUACCUAUGCUUUUUGGCCAUAACCAAACAAUACAUAAAAGUCUGUUAAAAGGCGAAUAUUACCAGCUUGACUGAAGCGAACAAAAAUAUGCUGAAAUCCAGAAAUCAGCUAUAUGAAAACAUUUUGAAAAUUAUGGCUUUGUUACAGCAUUUGCUUAUGAAACUAUAUGAGACUUCAUGACAAAAGGCCUAGGCAAGAAAAUUUUAACUGAUCACCGUAUUUCUAAAUUUGUUAGCACAGGAGCUCCUCUCUUUGAUUUUGUCGAUAGUUCUAAAAAACGGAGAUGCUAUGGCGUAAAAGAUCUUCACAGGCAUAUUUUUGAUUAUUCCUUGCAAUUUUUACAAAAUUACUCUAAAAUCAACAAAUUUAUGUAUAUGCAUUUAUCUGCUGGCCAUGAAGACACUGGAUUAGUUGUACGGACGGUUGAUCCAGAUUUAGUUUAUACCAUUUUAUAUUGAAUUUAAUCUUUUAAUUCUAAUAAAUCAUAUUUAAUUAUAUCCAAAAUACUUGCUAAAUGAGAUUUUUUCAUACUUCUCUCAGAACACUGAUGAAGAUUUUGCAAUAUUACUUGGAUCUGAUCAUGGAAGGCACGUUGGGAACUGAGAUAUAACAAAAGAAGGACAGUAUGAAAAUAAAUUGCCAUUCCAGUUUCUGUUUACAAAUAGCGACCUCAUUAAAAAAAUGGGCCCAAGAACCGACUCAAUUUUACAAACAAAUACAAAAAGACUUGCAGGAAAAUUUGAUUGGCAUUUAACAUUAAAACAUCUUGCCACAGUUCCAUAUGGGAGAUUAUCAAUUAGCAGCCAUAUGUAUCAAGAAUGGAAAAAAAGUUUGCCAAGUCCUGCUUCUCAUAGCGUCUUUUUAGAAUCAUCACCUAUUGAUAGAAAAUGUAAUGAUUUAGAUAUACCAGCCUAUCUUUGCUCCUGCAUCCAAUGAACAGUAUUGGAAGAAGGAGAAGGAGAUUGGGACCAAAUUGUUCCAAAACUUGCAAAUCAAGGGAUAUCUUCAAUUAAUAAGAGAAAGAAACUUGCUGACUCUUCAGAAUAUUGCAUCGAUGUAUCUUUAGACAAAAUAAUAUUUUCAAAAGAGCACCAAAUAAAAGAUGAAAAUCUACAAAAUAGAGAAUUCAUCACCAGAAUCAGCCUUAAAGAAGACCAAAAAAUGGUAUUUGAACUGUAUAGCUAUUUUGCUCAGUAUAGUGAAUUUAUGGCUUAUAAAAUCCACACGAAUUCAGGGAUAAACCCAAUAAAUGAAACGGAAUUCACAAUACGGCAUACAGGCCAUACAAUACAAGCACAAUAUCAGCUAUUCAAUAUUUCUAGAGUUGAUAAUAGGACUGAAGACUUGUGUGAAAUAGUUUCAGUGGCUCGAGGGAUGGAGCCUGGAUUUUGUGCCUGCAAAAAACCGAAAAAUAUUGAUUUGAUUGACUAUCCUCAGCUGGCAGUUUUAUAUUUUAGGCUGAAAAAGAAAUUCAGCAUUGUCAUUGGAGAAGAAGGAAUGAGCUGUGAAGAUACUUGCAGUCUAGAAAAUAAAGAAUGCAGCUUAUGAGGCUUAGAAUUAAUAAAUUCCAAGCAAAUAUUGGAAGGGUCAUAUUUUGAUCCAACGUCAAAGUACUUUUUGAGAGAUAAUAGAAUGGUAGCAUAUGAAGAAUUAUAUAUUGAAGAAGUCGAAGAAAGCCAAAUGAUUGGGAUUGAAGGGAACACCCUGCAUUUAGCACAAGAAUCAUCAUUAUCUUGCAAGACUUCAAUGCCUAGUGUUUCACCUAUUUGCCCUUGCAAAAUAUAA
This is a messenger RNA of Blepharisma stoltei, 2791 nucleotides long. NCBI's taxonomy places the organism in Eukaryota, Ciliophora, Heterotrichea, Heterotrichida, Blepharismidae. The record is from the annotation of a GenBank genome assembly.